AUGACAAGACCCAACAGGCCAAUAUUCUUUCUCAGCUACCCUCGUUCGGCGUCGAACCUCUUUAUCAGGGUUCUCGGGUUAGACGACCAACCAAUGGUUCACAAACAGUUCCCUUUGGCAGCUUAUUUCUUCAUGGGAUCACAUUUUUUCUUGCACGAAGCAGGAAUCCUGACGAAGCCCAUGAAGGAGUGUUCCGAAGCCGAUAAACGCCAGGCGAAGCGACUCCUGCAAGAGGCUUUUGACAAUUUAGACGCGUGUUUGAAAGAGGCCCAAAGCCAGGGGAAAAUCUUUUUCAAUAAGGAGCACACCCAUAUGGUGGUCGAUCCCUACCUCCAUAACAAGCGGAUGUAUGGCGCGGGCGCGGUGGAAGGAGAAGAGCCCUGGGGAUUGCAAGUUCCCAGCGAAUUCGCCGGGGAUGGAGUGGAGUACAACGACACAAUUAUCCCCGACGAAUAUCUACGACAAUGGCAGUCGACCUUUCUUAUUCGACACCCGGCGUUGUCUGCUCCCUCGUAUUUCCGCGCGGUGGCCCACUCGCGACCGCACCUCAGCCAAGACGAGGUCCUGAUUCUGACCAAAUUCGCGAUGGAUUUAAAGCGCAUUCGACGGCUCUUUGAUUGGUUCGAGUCCGACGCCGGAACAUUAACCCCAGUCCUCCUCGACGCUGACGAUGUGAUCCGGCAACCUGAAGUCGUGCGUCGGUACUGUCAAAUGGUGGGACUCGACCCGACGAAGGUGCGUUUUACGUGGACAGCGGGGGAAGAGAUUGACAACAAUUUGGUCCGGGCUACCUUCAUGAGAACGUUAAAGGAGUCAUCCGGAGUGAUAAUGGAAAAGGCACCGGACGUGGUUGAUAUCGAGCAUGAGUGCCAGAAAUGGAAAGAGGAAUUUGGAGAGGAAAUGGGACGAGAGCUCCAAAACUUGGUGGAAGAGGUAGUGCCAGAUUACGAAUAUCUGAAAGCCAAACGAUUGAGGGUAUAA
Molecule: messenger RNA, 981 nt
Organism: Aspergillus ochraceoroseus IBT 24754
Lineage: Eukaryota; Fungi; Ascomycota; Eurotiomycetes; Eurotiales; Aspergillaceae
Exons: 1
Coding region: 1-981 (326 amino acids)
Source: RefSeq, a predicted model, not a curated record